AUGCUUUUCAACGGCGUGUGGACAUCCUUUGUUGCAGUGCCUUUCCUUGUCCUAGCACCGACCUACUUCCCAAACCUCGCGCAUCGACUCAUUCUCGUCGGGGUUGAAUCGGUUACCAUGAUCUUCUGGUUUGCCGGUUUUAUUGCCUUGGCUGUUGCAUUACCGGGUCCUAGUUAUUGCCAUGGGAGCGACUGCAGCUCUCUCCAAGCAGCGACGACUUUUGGAGCCUUUGAAUGGGUUUUAUUUGCCAUCACAUCGGCGACAGCGGUCAUGGGAGUAAUGCGGUCCGGUCCCAGUAAGACCGCCAACGUUGGCGUCUGA
Messenger RNA from Aspergillus chevalieri, 321 nucleotides. Its product is annotated as MARVEL domain-containing protein. The record is from RefSeq and is a predicted model, not a curated record. Bases 1 to 321 code for a protein of 106 amino acids. Gene Ontology annotation, cellular component: membrane. NCBI's taxonomy places the organism in Eukaryota, Fungi, Ascomycota, Eurotiomycetes, Eurotiales, Aspergillaceae. The transcript has 2 exons.